AUGUUCGAGAAGUUCGGCAAGAUUACGCACCUGUGGACGCAGGCGCUUUGCGAGGCCCAGGCAGCCCGCAUUGCUGAGCUUGAGACGAAGACUGCGAAGCAGGAGGCUCAGAUUGCGGAGCUUCGCAUGCUGCUGGCGCGAAGUGGCACCACCCCGCGAGGCGACUCCUCCCCGCGCAGCGCGCGUCGGGCGGAGGCUGCCGGCACCCAGCCGCGGACGAGCAUCUCGCCAAAGAAAAGCCGGCAGCAAGGUUCCACGGCUUCGACAAAUGGCACAUCUGUAGGUACCGCCACAGCCGAUCGGUCGCGCGAAGGUGAUGGCCUGGCGGUCUGCGCAGCGCAGAUCCGCGGCCAGGCAGGCGCAGGCUCACCUGGCCCACCGCCGCAGCGAGCGCAGGUGAUUGCUGAAGCAGCCGUGGUGGCUUCGCAGCCAGCGCCCCUGGCACAAAGCUCUGGUCCACCGACCCGACAUCCGGCAGGUCUUCUCGCAUCACCGUGCCAGGACGGCCGACAGGCUCUCUUGACGCCAAGGUUGGCACCCCCGGUCGCAGUGGUGCAGGAGGUGGCUCAUCCGUGCGACUACCCAGGGCUGCUGUCGCCAGCCUACGGGAGUAGGUCCAUCUUCGCCCAAGCACCUUGCGCGUCACCCAGGGUUCCGCCGGCGUCGCCUUCAGGCUCCAUGCUGAUGCCGUCGCGCGCCUCGCUGGUGCCGGGCGGAUCCCUGCACGUGGCCCCACCCUUUGAGCAGAGGACGCCUUCUCCGUGCGGGGUGGUCUCUGGCGGCUCUCUCCGAGUGAUUCCCAACAGGGCCCAAGCUGUCUCUACGAUCCAUCUGCCGCCCAGGCGAUACUCGCCGCCGUCUCCUACCGCAGGUCCCCGACUGGUGAACUCGUGGUCGAGCGGCUUGGAGGUGGCCGAGAGUGAGGCGAAGUUCUCGCUGCUGUGGACGCCUGGCGCAACGGCCGUCACCUACGCCUCUGCACCCCGUGCGGCGCGAGUACCGGAAGUACCUCCUCAGGAGCCCGUCACGACCCAGCCCAUCCCGGCUAAAGGAGAGGCGACCCCCCAACCGCAGGAGCGAGCCCGGCCCUUCCGCAAUGCCCGGGAGAUGAGGCGCCCGGCGAUGACUGACUGA
Messenger RNA from Symbiodinium natans, 1134 nucleotides. The record is from the annotation of a GenBank genome assembly. NCBI's taxonomy places the organism in Eukaryota, Dinophyceae, Suessiales, Symbiodiniaceae.